This is a messenger RNA of Dimorphilus gyrociliatus, 2396 nucleotides long. Lineage: Eukaryota; Metazoa; Annelida; Polychaeta; Dinophilidae. The record is from the annotation of a GenBank genome assembly.
GCAGUCUGAACGGAGAGAAAAAACUCAGGCGAUCUGCUAGUUGAAACUAGAGUACCUGCGCCGUCCGUAUACAAAAGUGAGCAGAUCAGGCUCAUUCCGUCAAAAGCGGCGCCACGCUGGUCAGCCCGUUUUGCAGCGAUCGGCGUCGUUGGGCAGGUAUCGGCGGGCGUCGUCGGUAGAAGAUGACUGCACGGUUCCAGCUAGGCAGGAAGUUCUACCAACGACGAUGCCGACUAACGUAAACCGUUUCGACGUUACCCUCGACUCUCCAACUGGAAUUUACCGUCCAGGAGAGACGAUAGUCGGUCACGUCGUUGUUCACGUUACUCGUCAGCUGCAGAUUAACGGUUCGUUACUUGUUUCUAUUAGAAGAGCUAAAUAGAGUAGGAGGGGAAAAUUUCUAUUUGCCUUAUCUUUUAGUCAGAUUCAUUACCUAAUUUAGUCAGUCUAUUAUAAAAGCCACUAUAUAAAUUUAUAAAUAUGUACAAAAAUAUAAAAUAUAAACUAAUGAAUAUUCAAAUAUUUUAUAUCAAUAGAAAAGUCUACAUGACUAUAUUGAGUGUAUAAAAACGUAAUAUGCUUUUAUAGAUAUUUAUAAACCUAAUUAAUUUUUCUCUAUAUGUAUGUAUAUAAAUUAUAUUCUGAAUGAAGAAAUUAUACAUUUAUGCAUAUAUAUAGUUAAAUAUACAUAUAUAUAUAUAUGUAUAUAUGUGUGUUGCACGCGUAGAAAUCGAUGGGGGGCGUUUUAUACAACGUAAAUAUAUAUACCGCAAACCCCGGCGAGUAUAUAGAGUGCGGUCGAUCGAUAGCCCGCGCUAGUAGAGGUGAGCGACAGCAAAUACGAUUAAGUGGCCGUAGAUUUUGCUGGGAAGUCUAGUAUAAAUCCACUUCCGUUUUUGUCUGCAGCCCACCUUGCUUCUUUAUUCCUCCCAAGCUGGUCGAGUUCCUCCCUUGUUAAUAAUUUUCUGCGCUAUUUUACUGUCGAAACGUAAAAAACAUUGAUUCAUUUAAACUUUAUCCAACUCAUUUUAUGAUUUAUGUCCAGGGAUUCAUGUAUGGGUUCUUGGUCAAACCGAAGUGUCGUGGACAGACAAACCGGGUGGUCGCAAAGUUCAUUUCGAUUACGAAAUUUAUAUGAAAGACUGCAUAACGCUAUGUGGACGGGCACCCAACCAAAGAGGACCAACAACGUCCGAGGAAAAGCCGAUAUUACCUGCUGGACAGCAUGAUUAUACAUUCGAAUACAAAUUACCAGAUGUUCUACCAACUUCUUUCGAAUCAUGCCAUGCUUAUAAAGGAAAAGUCUACUACCUCCUGAAAGCUCGAUUAGAUAGCUCUGAGGAGAAGGUCAGACAAAGCAAAGACAGAACUUUUAUAGUUUUAUCGAGUCUUGAUUUGAAUUCGUAUCCAAGAUGUGCCGAGCUUGUACAAGUUAAGAGAGAAAAGCAUUUGGGGUGCUGCUGUUGUUGUCGUUGUGGCUCAAUCACUUGUUUGCUAAGGUUAGACAGAACUGGCUAUGUUCCAGGAGAAGACAUAAAUGUUGACGCCGAGUUGCAAAACCAUAGUAAGAAAGAGAUUACAGCUAGCUAUGUUACUAUGCAACAAAUUGUAACCUUGGAAGCAGGGGGUGUUAGUAAGCAAAGUACAGCAGACAUAUUUCGUAUAUCGGGAGGGAAAAUUAAAUCCGGGGGUAGUGCUCUUUAUCACGAUAUCAUCCAUAUUCCACCUUUACCUCCAUCCAGGUUGGAUGGCUGUAAUCUAGUUCAGAUUGACUACGUGAUUACCGUAGGUGUACUACCCUCUGGCAUGAAUGACAGCAUUGAAAUUUCUGUACCAAUUCUCAUUGGCACUGAACCCCUUCUACAUGUCAUUCCACCCGGAAUAACUGUAGGACCUUCAUACUCUAGAUACAGUCACUCCUCAGGGGAAAUCGAAGAUUACAGCGCCGAAGACUACGUCCGUGGGAAAUAUCAGCAUGUUUAUACAUAUUACAAAGCUUUGUAUAGGCGAGCCGUUACUCAGGAUGGCGAAUGCAUUUCUUAAAACCUUUUUUACAUGAUAAUCAAGACUUUAGUUGUUAGCUAUAUCCUCUUUAUUUUUCUCUUCGAAGAAGAGUCGUUGAAGGGUUUUAUGAACAAUGGAAUUAGUGUUCUUAUUAUUUCUAUCAUUAUACCUCAACUAUUUACGAAUUUUAUUUUCUCUUUCCUUUCUUAUGUUAAGAAGCAUGAAGGAAAAAAAGUACCGGGGAGGGAGAGUUGGUUGCUCUUUUGUCAUCAGGUGGCGCUGAUCUGUCGAAGUCCUAUUAAUUUUACAGCUUAUUUUGUAAGUGAAUAUGGAAAAAUUAGUGAACAGAAGAAAUGUUAUGCUUUUUAAAAAUAAAAUCUAGCAAUGCCUUU